AUGAUUGGGUCGCAUAAAUUCGAGACGAUGGUGAGAUACACUGCACAGUUAGUUGUGCAUAGUCCCAAACUAUAAAAACUCUCUAGAAUCUUCAAACGUCAGUGUUUACAUAAGAAAUGACGACUUUUCAGUACUCGCUAGUUUUUCUCGUUCUCAUGGCGGUUAUAGUUGCCGGAGACGUCGCAAACGUAACAUACGACGGUCGCUCGCUGAUCAUCGACGGCGAACAUAAGAUCCUUUUCUCCGGCUCAAUCCAUUAUACUCGCAGCACUCCUCAGAUGUGGCCGUCCUUGAUAGCAAAGGCAAAAUCUGGAGGAAUAGAUGUAGUAGACACAUAUGUGUUCUGGAACGUUCACGAGCCGCAACAAGGCCAGUUCGAUUUCAGUGGAAGCCGUGAUAUCGUGAAGUUUAUCAAGGAAGUAAAAAAUCAUGGCUUAUAUGUCUGUCUUCGGAUUGGACCUUUUAUCCAAGGGGAAUGGUCUUAUGGGUAAACUCUUUCCGUCUUUAGAUCGUUGAGAUUUUCCGAUAUGGUAAAACACAAUGUUCGUGGAAUUUUAGGGUUUUCAAUAACACAUUGCAGGGGUUUGCCUUUCUGGUUGCAUAAUGUCCAAGGGAUUGUCUUCAGGACAGAUAAUGAGCCAUUCAAGUAUCACAUGAAGAGAUAUGCGAAAAUGAUUGUUAAGCUGAUGAAAUCGGAAAACUUGUAUGCUUCCCAAGGAGGACCUAUCAUACUCUCACAGAUUGAGAACGAGUAUGGGAUGGUUGGUAGAGCUUUUCGACAAGAAGGGAAAUCAUAUGUCAAAUGGACAGCAAAAUUGGCUGUUGAGCUUGACACAGGAGUGCCAUGGGUUAUGUGCAAGCAAGAUGAUGCCCCUGAUCCUUUGGUUAAUGCUUGCAAUGGGAGGCAAUGUGGAGAAACAUUCAAAGGACCCAAUUCACCCAACAAACCUGCAAUAUGGACUGAGAACUGGACGAGUUUUUAUCAAACAUAUGGUGAGGAACCAUUGAUAAGGUCAGCUGAGGAUAUAGCGUUUCAUGUUGCUCUUUUCAUCGCUAAGAAUGGAAGCUUUGUAAACUACUACAUGUAUCAUGGAGGAACCAACUUCGGGAGAAAUGCUUCACAGUUCGUAAUCACCAGUUAUUAUGAUCAGGCUCCACUUGAUGAAUAUGGGUUACUUAGGCAACCAAAAUGGGGACACCUUAAGGAAUUACAUGCUGCAGUUAAGUUGUGUGAAGAGCCUCUACUUUCAGGACUGCAAACUACAAUAUCAUUGGGGAAGCUACAAACUGCUUUUGUGUUUGGGAAGAAGGCGAACCUAUGCGCUGCCAUUCUGGUGAAUCAAGACAAAUGCGAGUCUACUGUACAGUUUCGUAAUUCUUCAUAUCGUUUGUCUCCAAAAUCUGUAAGUGUCCUGCCAGACUGCAAGAAUGUAGCCUUCAACACUGCCAAGGUCAAUGCACAAUACAACACGAGAACAAGGAAAGCAAGACAAAAUUUGUCGUCUCCUCAAAUGUGGGAGGAAUUUACAGAAACAGUCCCAAGUUUCAGUGAAACGUCAAUAAGAUCAGAAUCCUUGCUUGAGCACAUGAAUACCACACAGGAUACUUCCGACUAUCUGUGGCAAACAACUAGGUUUCAGCAAUCUGAAGGAGCUCCAUCAGUUCUUAAAGUCAACCAUCUCGGACAUGCUCUACACGCCUUUGUUAAUGGGAGAUUCAUAGGUUCUAUGCAUGGAACUUUCAAAGCGCACAGAUUUUUGCUGGAGAAAAAUAUGUCAUUGAAUAAUGGCACAAAUAACUUGGCAUUACUCAGCGUAAUGGUAGGAUUACCGAAUUCAGGAGCACAUCUAGAAAGGAGAGUCGUUGGAUCACGGAGCGUAAAGAUUUGGAAUGGAAGAUAUCAACUGUACUUCAACAACUAUAGUUGGGGAUAUCAGGUUGGCCUGAAAGGGGAGAAAUUCCAUGUUUACACUGAAGAUGGGUCCGCAAAAGUUCAGUGGAAGCAGUACAGAGACUCCAAAAGUCAGCCUCUAACUUGGUACAAGGCCUCAUUUGACACACCAGAGGGGGAAGAUCCGGUGGCCUUGAACUUAGGAUCAAUGGGAAAAGGAGAAGCUUGGGUGAAUGGCCAGAGUAUAGGUCGGUACUGGGUCUCAUUUCACACUUACAAGGGGAACCCUUCUCAGAUAUGGUACCAUAUACCGAGAUCUUUUCUUAAACCAAACAGUAACUUACUAGUCAUUUUGGAAGAAGAAAGAGAAGGGAAUCCUCUUGGUAUAACUAUAGACACAGUGUCGGUCACUGAAGUCUGUGGUCAUGUCUCCAAUACAAAUCCUCAUCCUGUCAUAUCUCCAAGAAAGAAAGGCCUCAACCGAAAAAAUCUAACAUACCGGUAUGAUAGGAAGCCUAAGGUUCAGCUCCAGUGUCCUACUGGCAGGAAAAUUUCAAAGAUAUUGUUUGCAAGCUUUGGCACUCCAAAUGGAAGUUGCGGGAGCUAUUCUAUUGGAAGCUGUCACUCACCCAACUCUUUAGCUGUUGUACAGAAGGCUUGUCUGAAAAAAAGUAGGUGUUCUGUACCUGUAUGGAGCAAAACAUUUGGUGGUGAUUCAUGUCCACACACUGUUAAAUCUCUGCUUGUUCGUGCACAAUGCUCAUGAGAGUCCAAUUCGUUAGUAUAGAUUUCUGUUCCCUUUUUCUUUCUUAUUAUGAACAAAUAACAAAAGUUUUUGUGAAAUAUUACAAAAGCAGUAUACAAGGUUUGAGUUCCACAG
Molecule: messenger RNA, 2771 nt
Organism: Arabidopsis thaliana (thale cress)
Lineage: Eukaryota; Viridiplantae; Streptophyta; Magnoliopsida; Brassicales; Brassicaceae
Gene: BGAL16
Product: beta-galactosidase 16
Exons: 18
Coding region: 528-2657 (709 amino acids)
Biological process (GO): carbohydrate metabolic process
Cellular component (GO): apoplast
Molecular function (GO): beta-galactosidase activity; carbohydrate binding; hydrolase activity, hydrolyzing O-glycosyl compounds
Source: RefSeq, marked reviewed